Messenger RNA from Linum trigynum, 786 nucleotides. Lineage: Eukaryota; Viridiplantae; Streptophyta; Magnoliopsida; Malpighiales; Linaceae. The record is from the annotation of a GenBank genome assembly.
AUGCGAUUUAGUACCGAUUCAACAUUGUCAGCGAUGCCAUUAGUAUCACAUGAAGACAUUUCAGAAACUGAACCCAUCUUGCCCAAGUCUGAUAUUUCACCACAGGUCGAUGGAUCAUCAUCUUCACGUGAGAUCACUACAUUAGAACGAGACUGUGAUGAGUUACAAAGUGUGAUCAUAGAUGAAACUUGCCGUCUGGUCAACCCGGACCAGCCACAAUGCCGUAUAUGCCUUGAUUAUGAAGGUGACGACUUAAUAGCACCAUGUCAUUGCAAAGGCACUCAAAAGUAUGUUCAUAGAUCUUGUCUUGAUAAUUGGAGGUCCACUAAGGAGGGCUUUGCUUUCGCCCACUGUUCUGAGUGCCGGGCGUUAUUUGUACUGCGUGCAAACGUUCCUCCUGACCGCUGGUGGUUGAGAUUAAAAUUUCAGUUCCUUGUUGCUCGGGACCAUGCGUUCAUCUUUAUUGUUGUUCAGCUGAUUGUUGCUUUUCUGGGGGUACUGGUGUACAAGUUUUAUGGGGAAGAGCUCAGAGAAAUGUUUGGAUACGAAGAGCAUCCUUAUGGAUUUUAUACGAUGGCCGUUUUGGCUAUUGUCCUGGUGGGCUUGCUCUAUGGUUUCUUCAUUGCCAUAAUAUGUGGUCAAAGGAUCAAUGAGCGUCAUUACCAUGUUCUUGCCAAACAGGAGCUGACAAAGGAGUAUGUGGUGGAAGACCGAGAGGCUAGCAAGAAUGUGCCUGAACUUGAUCCCAGCCACAUUACAGAACUAAGGAUGUUAGGCCUCUUCUAG